This is a messenger RNA of Spathaspora passalidarum NRRL Y-27907, 572 nucleotides long. RefSeq lists its product as uncharacterized. The transcript has a single exon. Bases 5 to 481 code for a protein of 158 amino acids. The record is from RefSeq and is a predicted model, not a curated record. Lineage: Eukaryota; Fungi; Ascomycota; Pichiomycetes; Serinales; Debaryomycetaceae.
AAAAAUGUUGCGUACUACCAUUAUUAAAUCUACCCCAAUCUUCUAUACCCAAUCAUGCUCCUAUUCUGUUCUCCAACAAGUUAAAGGUGGUCUCUCAUGGGCCAACAUCAAGAUUGGAAAAGCUGCUGCCAAGGAUAUUGAAAUCGCCGAACGCGCAGCUCAAGCUACCGUGCAUAGUGCCGAAACUGCAGGUAAUGUUGCCAAAACGGCUGCUAGUACAUUGAAUAAAACUACUGGUAAAGUACUUGCAGGAGGAAUUGAAGUUGCUGAAGAAGCCGUUCAUGAAAUUCAACAUGCCGAAGAAGUUUUGAAUAAGGGUGGAGGGAAAGUGCUUGCUGAAGGAAUUGACUUGGCACAGACUUGGAAACAUCACCAUGAUGCCGUGGCUAGAGUUAGACAGAAUAAAAAAGGAUAUACUACCUUGCAGGAGAAAGGAGCAAAAGUUGAAACAGAACAAAACAGGCCUGAUGAUGGGUUAUAAUUUGAUUUAUUUUUGUUUUAGUGUAUAGGUACUCUUUUGUAGUGGUUUGCAAUAUCUUACAUAUGUAGCCGAGCUUAAUUUAAUGAUUCAG